Gigantopelta aegis is the source of this 1232-nucleotide messenger RNA. RefSeq lists its product as uncharacterized. Gene Ontology annotation, biological process: cellular response to ionizing radiation; recombinational repair; DNA damage checkpoint signaling. Bases 22 to 1008 code for a protein of 328 amino acids. The record is from RefSeq and is a predicted model, not a curated record. Lineage: Eukaryota; Metazoa; Mollusca; Gastropoda; Neomphalida; Peltospiridae. Gene Ontology annotation, cellular component: nucleus; chromosome. The transcript has 3 exons.
CCAGAUGAAAAUAUUGACAUAAUGCCACGAAGAGGAAAAAGGAAGUCUACUUUAAAUGGUAGAAAGCCCAAACUGCACUUCACAGAGAGCCCAGUGCAAAUCGAAAAUAACCCUGUGUCUCCUGUACUUGGGGCUGACAAUCCAGUGACGGCUAAAUCUAUUCCGCUAGAGGACUGCAGUAACAUAUCAUGGAUAUCGCCCAAUUUCAAAGAAAUCAGAAGCAAAUUCCAUUUGGGUGGAUGUCGGAGAAAUUUGAGAUUGCGAAAGACUAGCUGUACAACGACACAGCGACACAGAACUUCAAAAACAAGAUCAGGGCACCAGUGUAGUGACCAAGUGAAUAAUACAACAGGAAGAAGAACGCAGAAUAACAGAUGCAAAUAUAAACCACUGAUUUUUCUUCAAGAUUCAAACGAAGAAGAACUGGAAUCUGAACUCCACAGUAUUUCAGUUCACAACAGUCCUGAAGCGGAGAAAACACUGUUGCAAGGAAGUGAAAACUUUCAGGAUAAUAAUGCCAACUUCCACACACCUGUUUUCAGUAAAAAACAAACUUCAGCUAUUUCCAAUGAUUUUAAUGCCACCAUACAGGAUUGUGGUACAGAGCAUCUCCCUUGCUUGUGUCAGUCUCCGGAAACUAAAAACAGACAUUCCUGGGCUCAGAAACAAUGUGCAACCCUAUGUCCUGUACAUCAGCCAUUAAACAACAGUAGAUGCAUAAUAAAGACAUCAUCUAUAAAGAACCAUCAGUGUUCAGGGAUCUUGAAUUCUUUUUCACAGAAAUUAAACGGUUCAGAUUCAGGUACAUCUGUUUCACCAGGCAAUGAAAACUUGAGAAGGUCUCGACGUUUAAGAGAGAAAUAUCUCGAGGCUAUUAAAUUGAUCCAGUGUCCAUCUCCAAAAGGCAGUGGUGGGAAUGUGAAGGUUUUGGUUGAAGAUACGCCAGAGAGUGAAUAUCACAUCAGAUUGAAGAGAAGACAACUCCGGAAACUCGUAAUGCCAUUAUGAAUACAUUUUUCAGACACACUGAUUGACUGUUUUGGAAAAGGAUCUGUAACCUGUUAACUUGCAUGGAUUUCAGUAUAAAAAAAAGAAGAAAAUAGUUCACUGAAUCAAAUGAGAAAGUUGACGAUACUGCUUAUUGACAAGAAUAACCUUUGUGGCUACAGGUGUUGUUUGUUGAUAUUUAAUACCUAAUGAUUAAAUGUUGGGAUUCUGUACAAGAAUUGGUA